ACAUAUCGUCAGAGGCCUUUCGUCGUUCAAAGACAGCAUAUCUGUACGUUUAUCGCCCAGACCUUUAUUUACGAUCCAUAAAAUCCGACGACUCUUGGAUACACGAAAUCAUUUCUCAAUAGUGAUUUGACGUCAAACGCCGGAAAAUAUUUCGUGGAACUUGCUUCGCGAGGAGUUCCCUGCAGAGUGGAAAUCGACAGAAAAUGACACUCUUGGACCUGGCAAGAUGAAAGUAGUUUAUGACAAAAACGCAAACGAGAUUCGUGCGACGUUCGUAAAUGGACCGAAAGAUGUUUGGAUAACAGCACUUAUCAAACCGACUGACAACGCCUACUGUCCUAAGACCCUCGAAGAUGCUGAGAAUCUUUUUCUAUAUAAUCAAAAUUAUGUUCAACGAUCCAAUACUGCAUACAAAGCGUCAAAGAAUGCCGAAAAGCUAAUGACCAUCCCAAAACCAAUUACUGGUUGUUAUUAUUUCAAUAUAACGGAUGAAAACGGCACCAAUUGGUUAUACGGCGGUCAAUUUUACAAUACGUCCAAUCCUCACAUCGAUCCUCACCCGAAAUGCAAACUAGAGUACUAUCCCCCUGGUGACACGACGAAAGAAAGUGUAAACAUUCGUGUGACGGUACCGACAUUGUGCCGCACGCUAGCAUUAUGCGUGAUAAGCCAUAACGGAAGCAGAACCGGAGAGGAAUGCGACUGGCCUCGAAUGGUGGAACAGUUUGAAAGGGACACGUGGGACGACUGUGAAGAUACAGUUUUGGGAGACGAAUGGACUAACUGUACGCUUCGUGAGCAGUCCUCGAAACUUCAAGCGAAACAAUAUAUACGUCUGAACCAUUCAGAAUGGAUAGUGGAUGUUACACGGGAAGAAGAAAGCGAAUGCAAUUCUAAUCGUAGUUAUUACGUGUCGAUUUACACGAUCAUUGGUCAAUGCAGAUUUCAAAAUAAACCAGUGGACUAUUAUCGUUGGCAACCUUUUAUCUCUGACGAAGUGUUCCGCUUUACUCCUCCACGUGCCUGCAAUUACCAGCCAACAGAAGAUAGCCCCUAUUCCCUCGAACUUGUUGCGACUAUUCUUCCCUACGUCGCACUGGGUGCCAUUUUAGUAGGAAUACUACUUCAUUGGAUCAGGAAGUACAACUAUUUGAUAGCUGUAGAUAAGCUCAAUAAAGAAAGACACAACGGAAAGUCGCAAAGAGCUCCGGAACAGAGUGAUGACGGAGCAUCGAAGGGAAUUUUGUUGGUUUAUACCAAGGGUUCGCUGUCGUUCAUGGAUAAAAUGGAAAAUUUUCGAAAUUAUUUGAGGCUUGCUUGUGGCUGCAGGGUUUACGACUUGCAGUCGCAGGAAGACGAGGAUGACGUUGCAACAUACGGAGCUACAGAAUGGAUUGGCAAGUUGUUACUGAAUGGCAGCAAAGUAAUUUUCGUUGACACCCCGGAGUUCCGUUCUAUGGUCAAUGGAAUCGAAUCUGACACAGCGGAAGAACGCGAACCGGUUGUUGACUCGCGUGAUCUUGCGUUGCGAUACGCUGUUGAGUCAGCUAAGAACGUCCAAGAUCCCUCGACUCAAUAUUGCCAGCACUUUGUUGUUCGUUGGGACGAAAUAAAAACUACCGACGACUGGAAUGACCCAUUAUCGUUGAUCGCACCUCACAUUCGUUUCAAUCUUCCGGAGAAUUUCGGUACUUUGUGCGAGUACAUCCGCAACUCAAUGGGUACAAAAUUCAACUACCAUGUAGUUGACGUCCCAAAUGCUGCUGAAGCUUCAUACGAGCAAAGUAUCUCACAGGAUUGUCCACGAGCGCUAUUGGUUCCGUUUCGUCAAAAAUACUACUAACUGUAAUAAGUAAAUCUAUUAUGAUUGUGCUCACUGAAAUGAUGCAUAAGGUUGCAGAAAAACUUUGAAAUAAAUUAGUAAUGGCAAUGAUACUGUGUUGCCAAGAAAAUGUGAAGGUAUUAUUUAAUCGGCUAUGGAUUAGGUUUACAAAAAGUUUUGAAGUGCUCAAUAUUACUUUGCCUUAUGUUAUAGCCGUUGUUCUCAGUGGAUUAAUACUUCAGGACGUUUCUUCGGUUCUUCGUGAAAAAAAUGUAUCACAUAUCUUAAUUUCAACGUACAUUCUUGAUGUAAUGUUAAAACUAAGUAAUAUAGAUAAUGUGUACUCAAUCAUUUCAAUUAAAAUGAUAAUUUCAACAAUAUAACGGCGACGAUAGCAAAUUUGUCACCUUCGUGAUUUUGUGCCAUGUAGGAUACUUGAAAAGAAACAAAGACGAAUUGCGGGUGGGUAAAACUUCAAAACGACGAAGACAUAACAAGUAACUUAACCGAGUUCCCUUAUUGAGAAAUGUAUUCGGUGUUUCAAUUCGUUUUGACUGAUGAACUUACGGACACAGUGCUGAAAUAAAAAACCGUUUUCGUCAGCUAGCCCGCGAUAAGAGUUGAGUUGCCACACCGAAUACAUUUCUCAGUAACUAAACUCCUACUAGGAUUACAUAUUCCAAGGCAAAUUAUGGCUAAUUCACGUAUCAAAAUAUGCCUGAUUCGGAAUGAACUUCGAUGUUUACUGCUUUCACUGCAAAAAGUACACCUGUAUAUAAGGCAUUCUAGUUUUGCGGCCAAAAUAACAUAUUUUCCAAUCAACAAUUGUUAUUCGUUUAUAAAACUUAUAUACUUAGGAUUCGAAUUUCCUCUACAAUAUGUAUUGAUUUCAAACAACAAUGCCUGACGAGUGA
This is a messenger RNA of Neodiprion fabricii, 2736 nucleotides long. RefSeq lists its product as uncharacterized. Lineage: Eukaryota; Metazoa; Arthropoda; Insecta; Hymenoptera; Diprionidae. The transcript is spliced from 12 exons. The record is from RefSeq and is a predicted model, not a curated record. Bases 227 to 1843 code for a protein of 538 amino acids.